Molecule: messenger RNA, 1722 nt
Organism: Spirometra erinaceieuropaei
Lineage: Eukaryota; Metazoa; Platyhelminthes; Cestoda; Diphyllobothriidea; Diphyllobothriidae
Source: the annotation of a GenBank genome assembly
AUGGCCGAGCUUGGCCACACCUGGCCACACCGACAAGGUGCGGCCAGGUGUUGGCAGGGUAGUGACGACCUAGAACUCAGUGAAGACGGAGAAAAGGCAGAGCACCUUUCACAGUUCUUUAAGUCCAUCUUUACGAAGGAAAGCGCAUUUCUCCCUCCCGACUGCGACAUAGUGGACGGGCCAACGAUUGAGCACGCCUCUUUCGCCGAAGCUAUUGUUCGCAAAGAACUGUUGAAGUUGAAUGAGUCUAAAUCACCUGGGCCGGAUGACAUACCGCCAAAAUUGUUGAAGGAACUUGCUGGAGAACUAUCAAAACCGCUGUCCAUGCUCUUCCAAGCUUCGUUCGAAGCAGGCUAUUUGCCCUCCGAUUGGAAAUCAGCGCGGAUCACGCCAAUUUAUAAAGGCGGCAGCAAGGUCUUAGCAAACAACUACAGACCAAUCAGCCUUACUUCAAUUUGCUGCAAAAUUAUGGAGAAAAUAAUAAAGCGAGAAAUAAUGCACUUCCUAGAAGAGCAUAAUCUGCUAUGCGAUGCCCAGCACGGAUUUCGUAGAGGCAGAUCAUGCGUGACGAAUCUACUAUAUUGUUUAGAUCGCUGGACCCGGGCAGUCGAUGGCGGCAAUGCAGUGCACGCAGUCUACGUCGACUUUAAGAAGGCAUUCGACAGUGUACCACAUCAGCGUCUCCUGUACAAAUUAAGCCGGAUAGGCAUAAGCGGUAAUCUCCUGAGGUGGAUACAAAGUUUCUUGAUCGGUCGCUCUCAAAUCGUCCACGUCGGCGACAGGCAGGCGGCGGAGAUAGCGGUUGAAAGCGGUGUUCCGCAAGGCUCCGUUCUUGGCCCUACCUUAUUCAUUAUAUACGUCAACGACUGCGCCAGUAAACUGAAUUGUGAUGUCGCCAUGUUCGCUGAUGAUGUUAAACUUUGGAGCGUCAUCCGAACUGAAUUGGACGAAGAGCGCUUGCAGGCAGACCUGACCCGACUCGAGAAAUGGUCACAGUACUGGCUUCUGCCGUUUAAUGUGACUAAGUGCAAUGUUUUGCGAGUCGGCAGGACCCGAUCUCAAAGCCGGAGGGUUUACUACCUAAAUGGCGAACCACUGCAGGAGGUAGACGCCCAGAAGGACUUGGGUGUGUGGGUAACGGCUUCUCUAAAACCGUCGCUCCACUGCUCCAAGGUAGCCAAGUCUGCGAUGUCAGUCCUUUAUCUUGUUAAGAGAGCUUUCUCUACCUUCGAUGAGGACUGCUUCGUUAAGGUCUUUCGGACUUUCGUACGACCACAGCUAGAGUUCGCUAUUCAGGCGUGGAAACCGUGGACCUCUAAAGAUCUCAGCAUCCUUGAGAAAGUUCAGAGGCGGGCAACCAAACUCGUAAGUGGACAGGGUUCACUACCCUAUGAAACCCGAUUGUCCAAUCUCGGCCUCUUUCCACUGAGUUACAGACAGCUAAGAGGCGAACUUAUACAAACAUUCCGUAUACUGCGCGGCCAGGACUGCUGUCUCGUACCUACUGAUUUCUUUGAGUUAGCGACCACAACGAACCUCCGAGGUCAUCCACUUAAACUACGCGUAACUGGCGCCAAGCUGGACACUCGGAAGUUCUUCUUUUCAAACAGAGUGAUCGAGGCCUGGAAUGCUCUGCCUGCAGGUGUCGUCAUGUCCACCUCCGUCGAGGCUUUUAAGCGCAACUUGGACCAGAUUGCCACCAAUCGUCAUAAUGCCACCUGA